Molecule: messenger RNA, 438 nt
Organism: Peniophora sp. CBMAI 1063
Lineage: Eukaryota; Fungi; Basidiomycota; Agaricomycetes; Russulales; Peniophoraceae
Source: the annotation of a GenBank genome assembly
AUGAUGUCCUUCGGAGGCCAGAUGUUCGAUGCGCACAUGGAGCCGCCCAAGGUGCCGCCAAGAAAGGAAAAGCGCCCCAAAGUCAAACAAGACGCGAAAGGGAAGCCGCACACCGAGUCUACUCGUCAACUUCUCUCCCCCGCUCAUCACAGCGACCGCUUCGGCGGUCUCGAUACCGGGGUACGAGCUGAUCCCGAGGGACGAAGCGCGCAAGACAAGCUACAGCGCGAGCGCCUCCGCAUCCUCGCAGGCGCGAGCGCGGGUUCCGGGCCGAGCCAGCCGAGCACGACUCGUGCUGCUUCGCCUGCGCCGUACCAUUCGACGUCUCCCAGUCCAACGUCCCCGGCUUUGCCACUUCACAGCCCGAGUCACCAUAAGUACAGCAGGGUGCAGAGGAGGCUGGUGGGAGAAAACGAGUGUCCUUCUUUCGCAGGCUGA